Pelagomonas calceolata is the source of this 1068-nucleotide messenger RNA. NCBI's taxonomy places the organism in Eukaryota, Pelagophyceae, Pelagomonadales, Pelagomonadaceae. The record is from the annotation of a GenBank genome assembly.
AUCUAAUAAAGUCAACCAAACAAAAAGUCAACUUUGUCAAAUCCCACUAGUCGGCCGUAGUGCAUCACCUGAGACAGGGCGCGUCGUGCGGAGCCCCGGGAGCCCCGGCGGACGCCCGUCGCGCCGGCGCCCGACCAUUGGGUUACGCAACCCCAAUCAAAUAAAAAGCGUAAGCUGCCCCGGGCUGGCACCGCCGACGGAACCAUGGUGGACGUGUGCCGCUCCUGCGAGGCCCCGUGCCUCUGCGCGCCGGGAGCCGAGCCCCGCGGGCAGCCCCCGUUCUCGCCCCUCUUCCACAAGGUGCGCUCCAAAAAGAGCGUCGAGUGCUUCGUGACGGCGCGCAUGGCGUUCGCCGAGACGCCGCCCGGCACGGCGGCGUGGCGCGUCUGGCAGCUCGAGGCGGCGGAACACGUGGCCACGGUGGCCGUCGAGGUCGAGCGCGACGCCCUCACCGUCUGGUGCGGGCCCUUCGACCUCGCGGCGCCCGACGCUGCGCCGUGUCUCCUCGAGGCGUUCGCCUGCCUCGCGGCGCCGGACCAGACCGCGCCGGUCGUGCGGGAGCUGAGCGGGGCGCAGUGCCUCGCGUUCCUGGCCGGCGUCCGCGCGCAGUGCGACCCCGCGACGACGCGCGUCGUCGACGGCGUCGUUGACGGCGUCGAGGUCGUCGUCCGGCGCCUCGGCGACGACCGCCCGGUCUCCACGAACCUCAAGCGCCGGAAGAACCGCUGACUUGUUUGAUAUCCCAUUGCCAUUGUGGUUUGCCGCCGACCGCCACGACCGAUCCUCCUUUGUUUGUACCACUUGCGCGCCCUCUGGUGUUCGCCCCACGCGAACGCCGACGGCGUUUGUCUCUCUUCUGCCCUGCGGCCCAUUUUGCACCGCAUUGCUGUUCGCCCCGUUUGUCUGUGCCUCGACGUUCGCCCCACGCGAACGCCGCCAGCGCCGUUUCCCCGCCUUGCCUGUCGCCCCCAACGUCUAUCUGACGCGCCUCCGCACGCGCCUGCCUCUCUUCCGGCAUCUGAAUCGCAUCCCUACCAGGGUGUUUUCUAACAUAAAGGUGUACACAUU